UUUGAUUCCGGCUUGCUUGACACUGGUGUGGAAAAGAUGGCUGCUUCGGCGGCAACAGCGAGUUCUUCCCCUGGUUUGUGUCCAAAUUACGCCGUGAUUUGCUCUUUCCUGGAGCGGUAUGGAGCGUUGCUGGACUUACCGGAGCUCACUUUUCCCCAGCUUGAGAGAUAUCUGAAGGACACAUCCUCAGUCCCAAAGCUGCUGGUUGAUCUUCAUGUCAAGUUGCUGAGGAAGAUCGGGAAGUCUGUGUCAGCAGACAGAUGGGAGAAAUAUUUAGUAAAGGUAUGCCAAGAGUUCAACACAACAUGGGCGUGGGAACUUGAACAAAAAGGAUACAAGGAGUUGACAAUGGAGUGCAAAACAGGGAUACUUAAAUAUUUGUGCGAGUGUCAGUUUGAUGAAAAUGUGAAGUUCAAAACUGCCAUCAAUGAGGAGGACCCAGAUAAAAUGCGGCUGCAGCCAAUAGGCCGGGACAAAGAUGGACAGAUGUAUUGGUUUCAACUGGACCAAGACAACAAUGUACGCCUCUAUGUGGAGGAGCAAGAUGACUCCGAUGGGUCAUCGUGGAAGUGCAUCGUCAGAAAUAGAAAUGACUUAGCUGAGGCUGUGGCUCUGUUGAAGACACAAAUUGACCCUGAGCUGUUGAAAAGGGAAGAGCAAAAACAGCAAAGCAAAUGUGAUGGUGAAGAAGAGGAAGAAAAGGCAGAAGGUGAAAUUAAAAAGACAGAUGAUACAUCAGAUGAAGACAACAAAGACUGCAAUGAGACCACCUGCUCCAGCUCACCAAAGACGGAGAAUAAUGACAUCUUAACACUAAAAGAAAAUUUGAAAUCAGACACGUCCGAGGCCAAAUCGUCACUGAAUGGCAUCAUCGAAGGCAAAACUGAAGCAGAACUCAAUUCAGAAAGCAUGAGUACAAAAGCUCAGAACAUUAAAGAAGAGCCAGUGGAGGUGUCAGACACAAAAUCAAGCACAGCAACAAUUGAACACAUUUCAGAAACACCAUGUAUAUCAGUAAAGGCAGAAAAAGAAGAGGUCAAGAAGAACAGUGCGGAUGAGGUCCAACAGGCACUCAAGAAUGACCAGCAGGCCAAAAUCCCUUUGAAAAAAAGAGGAAUGAAGUUUAGUGAAGAUUUUGAAAAAAACAGUGGCAUUAUGGUGCAACAUGCAUGUGUUUCUCAGGUCAGAGAAGCUCCUAAAGCUGAUGUGACUCCUGAACAGACAAAGACAGCACAGAGUGUAAAUGUUAAUGGUGAAAUUCAGCCUGCAUCACAGGGAGAUCUCCAGAGCCAUUUGUGCGAAUCACCAAAAGACAGCGGUGUCUACAAAGAGCAUACAUCUGAAACAGCCGGAAGUAAAUCUGUAAAAGUAAUAGAAAAUGACUUGUCAUCCACAGACAAGGAGAGCAUGAAAGAUAAAGCUGAAGCUUGCAGUACAGAGAAGGUAACAGAGGCAGUCACAACAUACCAAGCAGACUUGGACAAGAAAGAUGUAGAUGUACAGGCAGAAAUGGAAAGCACUGUAGUGACAGAAGAGAAGGAAACCCCACCUUCAAAAGAAGAGGCAGCACCUUUGCCUAAAGAUAUAAUCAGUGCACUUGAGAACUCUUCUAAUCAUGAAAAUCAAGAAAAAAUUAAAGAGAAACCAGCUGAUACAGAAAAGUCCUGUAUGGUAGACAGGACAACUACAUCAGCAGAAACAAAAAAAACUGAUGAGUCAGUUAACCUAAAUGUAAAUCAUGAGGUCACACCCAAAGAAGAUGAAUCACAUGUUUUAGAGGAGAAAUCAGCCUGUGUAGACAUGGAAUCAUCGAAGUCAAAUCAGACCGAAGAAACAACUUUAAAGAGGACAGAAAAUGCAUCAGGCAUUAAGCAAACAGAAGUGAGUAAUACAGGGUCUAAAGAAUUCAUAACAUCUGGGAAUACUGUAGAGAAAUCAAAUAACUCUCCACCAACAGAGAAACCAGGAGUCAUUAAAGCAGCAGAGGCACAAUCUGAAAACAAAGACUCUGCAAAGACAACUGAUGACUUUGCCAUUAAAAAGACAGAAACACUAAAAGAUGGUGAUGAUACAGAGACCCAGGAAGUCACACAAGGUUCUGUCAGUAAAUGUGUAGACAUGGCAUCAAACUGUGAGAAAUCAAUAGAAACAUCUAACAUUAAGGACAGUGUGGAGUCUUUUGUUAGUAAAACGAUAAACAAAUCAGAUUCAUGUAAAUCUGCUGAGACGCAUCAUAACAUCAAAGACUCAGAGAUGACUCCUGAGAACAGCGCAGCCCCUGAGACUAAUCCCGAGAAGACAGAAGAGCCUGAAGACACAAUGAAAGUUGUCAGCUGUGAAGACAUCACAAUAGAUGAGGUUGACAAGAUAAGCAACUCUGUGCCCAGGCCUGUGGAGGUAGAAGCAGCGGCUGUUAAACAGGAUCUGACAAACCCACAAGAAGAUGACAAAGUGGAGAUGAGCUCAGCUGCACAUAAAACACCAAGAAAACCAUCUGAAAAGAAAGAUGAACCAUUCAGUCCUGGUGAGAAGGCUAACAUCUGUGAAGAAAGUGAUAAAAAACCUGACAAAGAACAGGAAAAAUUGUCUGAAGAGCAGCCUAAAAGACUCGAGGCAGAGCAUCCAUCACCUGAAAGUCAAAAGGAUGCUGAUAAGGUAAAUGAAAAGGACACAGACAAUAAAAAACUUAGAAAUGUCAGUGAGAAGAAUCUUUGUCAAGACAAAAAUAGUAGGGAGGAUGUCACCAUAGAUAAAUUCUCGAAAACUGAUGAAAUAAAGGAGGAAAAUCCGGCUCCUAAAGAGAGUGAAACCUGCACCAAAAUGGAGCAGUUGGGUCAUCAAAAUGUAAGCAAAGAUCCUGAAGCAAAAUCCUCAACUGACUUUGAUAAACCUAGCCACCUAAGCAAAGAACCAGCUACUGAGAAGCCCACUGAUGAGGAAGGUAAACGCAAAGGUGAAGAAGAGGACUCUGCAAUAAAAAAAGAGGUGGCGAACGGUAGUGACACCCCGACAGAUCUUCAGGAGCCGAGUGUUUGUCAGAAAAUCAAGCCCAUAGCCCAUCGAAGGAAAGCUGAACUUCAUAGAGAGGAAAGACAUGGGGAUUCAGAGUCUGAUACGAACACGGGGAGAUCUCUUCGAAGAUCACCGAGAAUCUCGAGACCAACGCCAAAGGUGGUAGAGAUCCACGACAGGAAGAUGGAGAAACCGCAGGCUGUUCCACCGGCUGAGAAGCGUGAGAAAGACAAAGACGAGAAGGUGGUGGAGGAAGAGGAGGAAGAGGUGAAAGCUGUUCAGAAGAAACCAAGAGAGAAAAAGGCAGACCAGGAAGGUCAGCCCAAACCCAAGGGGAGAAAGAGACGGAAGAUUCGGUGGACCAGCACUCGAACGCGCCGUAAAAAGAAAGGUUCCGAUGAAGAUGACGACAGCAACGAGGAGUCCAGUGAAGAGGAGGAGAGUGAGGAAGAGGAUGAUAGCGAUGAAGACUACAAGGUUGAACAUAGUAGAAAGAGGCGGAAUCGAAACAGAGAAAGACGAAACUCGGACUCCUCUACAUCUUCAGAUGAAGACCUACCUCCAAAUGAUGACCCCUGCAAACAUUGUGGUCUCCCUAAUCACCCUGAGCUGAUCUUACUGUGUGAUUCGUGCGACAGCGGCUACCACACAGCUUGUCUGAGGCCUCCACUCAUGAUCAUCCCUGAUGGAGAAUGGUUCUGUCCGCCCUGUCAACAUAAGCAGCUCUGUGACAAACUAGAAGAGCAGCUCCAAAACCUGGAUGCAGCUUUGAAAAAGAAGGAACGUGCUGAGAGAAGGAAAGAGCGUCUUAUUUAUGUUGGAAUCAGUGUCGAAAAUAUCAUCACGCCUUCUGUAGAGGUAGAGGAAGAAAAGCCAGCGAUCAUAAUCAAAGAGAAGAAAGAAUCAAAGCGGAGUAAGAGCUGGGGUCGAAGGUCAACAAGGGCGAAGAAAACCAUCAGCUACAGAUUUGAUGAAUUUGAUGAGGCAAUCGAGGAGGCAAUAGAGGAAGACAUCAAAGAAGCCGAGGGCGGAGGAGCUGGUCGGGGUAAAGACAUGGCCAACAUCACAGGCCAUAGAGGAAAGGAUAUGUCUGCCAUUCUUCAAGUGGAGGAGGGUAAGGAGAAUGGCCGCCCUCCACGACCCAGUGCUGGCCAGCGCAGGAAAAAACGCAGACGACUCAAUGACCUGGACAGUGACAGCACUGUGGACGAGGAGGAAAGCGAAGAAGAGUUUCGACUCACUGAAAGUUCAGAAGAGGACUUUGUAGCGUCAGACAGUGACUCAGAAGGUGAAACAGAUGCGGAUGUCAAUGACAGUGACUGUGGCAGCAACAGCAGUGGUAGGCUUCAUGUUUCUUCACGGGCCAGGAAGCCACCGCAACAACGGCGAAGCUCCAGAAAGCGACAAAGACCAAGAGGGUACUCUGAUGAUGAAGAACAAGAGACAGAUGAGGACGAUGAAGAAGAUGAAAUAGCGACUGAAGGCUCCAGUGAGUUCAGUGACAGUGAUCUUGAUAUGAGUCGACGGCGGUCUCGACGGAGUCAGAAGAAGCAGGUGAACUAUUGUGAGACGUCGGAGUCUGAAGGCUCUCAGGCAGAAACCAACCGGGCCAAAAUGAAACCCAGACGUCGCCAGGAAAGCUCAGACAGCGACGCAAGUUUCUCCAGAGACUCUGAGGAGUCAUCAAGGGAACAGAGGGUAAAGAGGAGAGCUGAUUCCUCAGAGGAAGACUCACGGCAGCAGCGCAGACGGCUUGCACUAAAACGCAGGAGGGCGUCUGAAGAUGACGACUCGGACGACGACUCGGACGAAUCAUCAGAGGAGGAUCGUCCCAUCCGUAAACGGGUGAACCGCAUUGACUCGGACGAUGACGACGAGGAAGAGGAGGAGAAAUCGAAGGAGAAGAAAGCAGAGGAGGAGUCCAAAGGAACAAACCCAUUGGACUGCAAUCUAGUGGAUUUGCCACCAACAAAUGGACAAAGCCCAAUAAAGAGCUUUGAAGGCCUCAUCAGCCGGCCCCCUGCUGCUGCUCCAGGCCUCAUCCCACAUCUGGGGUCCAAAAACAUCAGUGCUACACCAGCCCCUGCCAUAGCACCAAACGGUCUGGUUGGCCAGGAGAUGGCAGCGCCGGACGAUGAUGAAGACGACCUGUUAGGAGUCACAGACCUAGUGGAUUACGUCUGCAAUAACGAACAAUUGUAAACACAAAUUGGUGUACUGUUUCAUUUUUUGGUUGUAUUGUAUUUUUAUAUUGCGUAACUUUAUUAUUCCCUCCCCCACCAACACUUUCUUGUUGUCCUUUUUACUUGUGUCAUCUGGAGCUUGUUUUUCAGCAGUCUCCAACAGUAUGAACUGGAUCUCUACCCCCAGCCCGUUGCUGUCCCUGUGGGAUUCUAGUAUGAUGAAUAAGGGCACCAACUUUUCAGCUGUCAUUCGGCUGGUGAUAAUCAGUACACCUGCAGACCACCUACCUACAUCAUCAUUCUUUUUUUUUUUUUUUUUUUUAAAUCGUCUAAGAUUAGGGUUGGGCAUCAUUUGGUUUUUUCUUACCAGUUCUAAAAUGAUACUUUAAAAAUGGUGCCGGUGCCUUAACGGUACUAGAACCGAUACUUAAAAAAAAA
Messenger RNA from Monopterus albus (swamp eel), 5633 nucleotides. RefSeq names its product remodeling and spacing factor 1b, tandem duplicate 1 (gene rsf1b.1). The transcript is spliced from 16 exons. Gene Ontology annotation, molecular function: histone binding. Bases 37 to 5214 code for a protein of 1725 amino acids. Gene Ontology annotation, biological process: negative regulation of DNA-templated transcription. NCBI's taxonomy places the organism in Eukaryota, Metazoa, Chordata, Actinopteri, Synbranchiformes, Synbranchidae. Gene Ontology annotation, cellular component: RSF complex. The record is from RefSeq and is a predicted model, not a curated record.